CAAGCCAUCGCCACGCCGCCCCCCACCCCCCCGAAACGGGGCUGCCCAUGCAAAUCAGCCGCGGUCGGGCCCGCCCACCCCACGGCUCCGGAAGCUGCAGUCCCCUUGCCCAGCUCCGCGCGGCGGCUGCCGGGGCCACAUUUCCGCCGGGCCGCCUGCCUAGCUGCGAUGGCGUUGCAGAUGGCUGCGCGGCGCGGGCGGCCAGUGCGGCUGCUGGUGGACAUGGACGGCGUUCUGGCGGAUUUCGAGGCCGGCCUCCUGCGGGGCUUCCGCCGAAGCUUCCCCCGGGAGCCGUACGUGCCGCUGCAGGAGCGCCGCGGCUUCCUCGCCUGCGAGCAGUACCGAGCCCUGCGCCCGGACCUGGCGGACAAAGUGGCCAGUGUGUAUGAAGCCCCAGGCUUUUUCCUAGACUUGGAGCCCAUCCCUGGAGCCUUGGAAGCAAUGCGGGAGAUGAAUGACAUGCAGGACACCGAGGUCUUCAUCUGCACCAGCCCUCUGAUGAAGUACGACCACUGUGUGCACGAGAAGUACCGCUGGGUGGAGAAGCACCUGGGGCCCCAGUUUGUGGAGCGCAUUAUCUUGACGAGGGACAAGACGGUGGUCUUGGGGGACCUGCUCAUUGAUGACAAGGACACCAUUCAAGGCCAAGAGGAGACCCCAAGCUGGGAGCACAUCUUGUUCACCUGCUGCCACAACCAGCACCUGGCCCUGCCCCCCCCACGGAGACGGCUGCUCUCCUGGAGUGACAACUGGAAGGAGAUUAUAGAUAGCAAGCGGGGAGCCCUGCAGCGGGACCGAACCGGCCUGGGGCCGCCCCAGGAAUAAGGCGAGGGGCCAUGGCCGUGGACAGUAGCUGAAGGAAGGGAAGGCAGACCAGCAGGGAGCCCAGGCAGAACUGAGUGACAGGGCAGCAUCAUGGCAAUGACCCCUCAGCACUGUGCCAGCCACCUGAACCCUCCUGGCAGAGCUGGCCUGGAAACAUGGUGGGAAAAUCAGGAACCUUUUUAAUAAAACACUUUGGCUCACUGCUCUCUUAUGGCCUUUUAUUUGGGGGAAGCGAAGGGACAGGAGCCCCACAGGG
Molecule: messenger RNA, 1081 nt
Organism: Globicephala melas (long-finned pilot whale)
Lineage: Eukaryota; Metazoa; Chordata; Mammalia; Artiodactyla; Delphinidae
Gene: NT5C
Product: 5', 3'-nucleotidase, cytosolic
Biological process (GO): pyrimidine deoxyribonucleotide catabolic process
Cellular component (GO): mitochondrion
Molecular function (GO): 5'-nucleotidase activity
Source: RefSeq, a predicted model, not a curated record